Molecule: messenger RNA, 6482 nt
Organism: Lagopus leucura (white-tailed ptarmigan)
Lineage: Eukaryota; Metazoa; Chordata; Aves; Galliformes; Phasianidae
Gene: BMPR1A
Product: bone morphogenetic protein receptor type 1A
Exons: 13
Coding region: 378-1979 (533 amino acids)
Biological process (GO): cellular response to growth factor stimulus; BMP signaling pathway; dorsal/ventral pattern formation
Cellular component (GO): signaling receptor complex; plasma membrane
Molecular function (GO): SMAD binding; ATP binding; transforming growth factor beta receptor activity, type I
Source: RefSeq, a predicted model, not a curated record
CGCCUUCGCUCCCGUCUCCCAGGAGCCGUCGGGGUCCCGGGCGCGGCCCGCGUAACGCGGCGGGAGCGGCUCCCUCCUGCUUCGUCUUCUCUCCCGCCGCAGAGGAUGAGGAGCCCCCGCGAGCGAUUCAUAGAAAUAUGCGUUUCCAUAGUACCACCUUUGAACUAAUGAAGUGGAAAUACAGAUGAAAACAGUCUGGAGGAAGCUUGAAGUACAAUAUAGUUUCAUUCAGUUUCUUAAUUCUGAAGGAAACGAAGUUGGAAAAGUUACAAAAUCAUCCUUGCAGUUUUGUAUUAGGCUUCACCAAACAGGCUGAGCUCAACGUUCGUCAAGCAGAAGGGCCACUUGCCUUGCACAGGAAGGAUUAAAAGUGAACAAUGACUCGACUGAGAGUUUGUGAGCGAUUGCUUGGAGCCUAUCUGCUUAUCAUUCUCCAUGUUCAAGGACAAAAUCUAGACAGCAUGCUCCAUGGCACAGGAAUGAAGACAAAUCCUGACCAAAAGAAACAAGGAAAUGGGGUAACACUUGCUCCAGAAGACACCUUACCAUUUCUUAAGUGCUACUGCUCAGGACAUUGUCCAGAUGAUGCUAUUAAUAACACAUGCAUAACUAAUGGGCAUUGCUUUGCUAUCAUUGAGGAAGAUGAACAUGGGGAACCAACACUUGCUUCUGGCUGCAUGAAGUAUGAAGGUUCAGACUUCCAAUGCAAGGACUCACCAAAAGCACAAUUACGUCGGACGAUUGAGUGCUGUCGGACUGACUUCUGCAAUCAGGAUUUACAGCCAACAUUACCACCGCUCGAUAGUACAGAUGGACUUUUUGAUGGCAGCAUUCGCUGGAUGGCAGUCUUAAUUUCUAUGGCAGUCUGCAUAAUUGUCAUGAUCAUCUUAUUUAGCUGCUUUUGUUACAAGCAUUAUUGUAAGUCAAUGGCAAAGAGACACUGUUAUAAUCGUGACCUGGAACAAGAUGAAGCAUUUAUUCCAGCUGGGGAGUCAUUAAAAGACCUCAUUGACCAGUCGCAGAGUUCUGGCAGUGGCUCAGGACUACCAUUACUGGUUCAGCGCACUAUUGCCAAACAAAUCCAGAUGGUGAGGCAAGUUGGAAAGGGACGAUAUGGUGAAGUGUGGAUGGGCAAAUGGAGGGGUGAAAAAGUUGCAGUCAAAGUGUUUUUUACCACAGAAGAAGCCAGUUGGUUUCGAGAAACAGAGAUUUACCAGACUGUUUUAAUGCGUCACGAAAACAUCCUUGGUUUUAUAGCUGCAGAUAUUAAAGGCACUGGAUCCUGGACACAGCUUUACUUGAUUACAGAUUAUCAUGAAAAUGGAUCACUAUAUGAUUUUCUGAAGUGCACUACACUAGACAACAGGGCUCUCCUCAAACUGGCAUACUCUGCUGCAUGUGGUCUGUGCCAUCUACACACGGAAAUCUAUGGGACACAAGGCAAGCCUGCUAUUGCACACAGGGACCUGAAAAGUAAAAACAUUUUGAUAAAGAAGAAUGGGACAUGCUGUAUUGCUGACUUGGGUCUCGCAGUCAAGUUUAACAGUGACACAAAUGAAGUUGACGUUCCCUUGAAUACUAGAGUGGGAACAAAACGUUACAUGGCUCCAGAGGUCCUAGAUGAAAGCCUGAAUAAAAACCAUUUUCAGCCAUACAUCAUGGCUGACAUAUACAGUUUUGGGCUGAUAAUUUGGGAAAUGGCUCGACGCUGUGUCACAGGAGGUAUUGUUGAAGAGUAUCAGUUGCCAUACUAUGACAUGGUGCCAAAUGAUCCAUCUUAUGAAGACAUGAGAGAAGUGGUGUGUGUCAAACGUCUGCGCCCAGUAGUAUCUAACAGAUGGAAUAGUGAUGAAUGUUUAAGAGCAAUAUUAAAAUUAAUGUCUGAAUGCUGGGCUCACAAUCCUGCUUCAAGACUCACGGCCUUGAGGAUCAAGAAGACACUUGCCAAGAUGGUGGAAUCACAAGAUGUAAAGAUUUGACAAAGUAAACUGACAUUGGACAGCAAAGCUGGACUCCUAGAACUUUUCACUCAAACCUGGGUGAGACCUAUGUGGAAAGAGGAAAUAACUGAGAUUCAGUGUAUUUUCUCACCACGCUUCUACAGGCUGCUAAUCAAAUCUUUCAGUACUUCAUAGACUGUGAUACUGAGAGACUCUCUACACUACGUGCUAUGUAUAUGGACAGCCUUGAUAAAAUAUGCAUUUUGUUUUGGUAUUAGCUGCAUUGAGACUUCAGUCAUACUUUGUGAGUCUCCAGUAAAACUCUGGGUACUGAAUUGAAUGUUUCGAUUACAGUGCUUUCUGUGAAAGCCUAACAAGCUAUUAUGGAUUCAACAGAGAUGGAGAAUAUAAGCUUUUUAUUUGCCUUCUACCUGAUAAAACUUAGCCAAUCCAUACCAAGUUUUUGUGAAACAGCCUGUAGGUUAUGAAUCUGUUUGUGAUGUUACUCAGUUUAACGGUUCCUUAUGCAUUUGUGUGUGCCAGAAUUAUUUUGCUGCCAUUUGGAAUUUAAAUGAACAAAGUUUUAUCGUCAGGGCUCUAUUUUGUGACUUCACAAUCGGAGAUCUGCUACAGAAUUGAAUCCUUGCCAUUAAGUGAUCCUUGAAAAGUCACAGUUUUAUUUCUAUUCUUGUUUUGAUCACAAGGAGAACUGCUAAAAUGUGAACCAUUUAUAAAUUAAGGAACGCCUGCCUGGUCUGUAUAGUGCUUAAAACAAUGUUCUUAGAGGCACAGAUUGCCUUAGCCAUCUCACUUACAGUAGGGUGGGCUCCAUAAUUUGAUGAAAUUUGGUACAUUUUUCACAGUGCCACAUGCAACUAGUGUUUUUACUGUAGGGUACUUCACAUCUUAACAAAAAGACCUUUGUUGUGUUUUACUUUCCUUCCUUAUUGGAACUCACUGGUAGGUGCCAGUCCUUCUCCUAACUUUUUUCCAUACAGGAGGGAAUUAAUCAGCUGUAGAAGCAUGCUUUCUCAAUGUUUGACAAAACUAGACAGAAGGUAAGUUUUGGCAGACUUGAGAACCAGUCUAAUUUAAAGACACAAAAGUAGGAGAUUAGAGAAUACAAUAAAGGUUAGGACCUGGAAAACAGAAUAUGUAAACUAUUGAAGAUAAGAUUCACAACGUGCUGAAGACUUGGAGCUGUGUUGCUCUGGUGUAAAUGCAGGAGGUUAUGUCUGUGGGCCACUUAGUGGACAAUUGCAAAAUUACAGAAUUGAGAAAAGGUAAAUCAUUGGGUUUUUCAAGUUCUAGUCAGCUGUGUUUGGGAGGAAUGACAUAGAAAGAUAUUUUAUGAAGAUAAAAGGGAUAAGUAGAGUUGCAAUAUUUGGUCCUGUUGUGCCAACUGGUUGGCGUGCACAAGAAACUGUAGUUGCCUCCUUUUCUCCUCCCAUCCAGAUGAGUUGGUUAAAAACCAGAACCCCUCUGUGAGGUUGCAGUAAGGCAGAAUUAUUUAAUUAUGGCUCCUUUGAAACUUCUAAGUCAGGAAACAGUACCAUAAAGUUGAACCUUCAAGUCCAUGAGUUGUCGGAAGAAUGAAAACACAGUAUUUGCAACCAUUGAACCUAUUUGAUAAUUUAAGUGCCUAUAACUUUGUACUGUAAAUCUUGUUCUAGAUAACUUUAAAAAGGGAAGUUAUUUAUACAGUGUGUUUUGUGCUUUAUUAAAAAAAAUAAUUAGUCCUAUGUACAUGUGUAUAAUUAGAUACAUUCACGCACACACACAUAUAUGCCAUAGUUGAGAUUUGAAGAAAAAAGUUAGGAAUAAUAUUAAAAUUGAAGAAAAUGUUAAAACAUCAGGUUAAUUUAUGCAGAUUAUCUGUUGUCUGAAGGUGUGUACAUGGAGAUUGUUUUGAUACAUGUUUAAAUUUCCCUUAAAUACAACUGGUGAAAAAGUGUAAUGCAGAACUAAUGUGAUUUGUGAACAACUACAACCUCCUAACAUGUUAUCUUUUCAUUUUAAUUCUGUAGUUUGCAUAAUGUAAAUGGUCAGGCAAAAAGAUAGCAGUAUUUUUAUUUUCUAUUGUGAUGUACAGACUUUAUUUAAUAGUGCUACAAAUUUUAUAGAUAACUAGCUAUUUUGAGGGACAUUUCUUUUUUUUAACAAUAAAGUCAUUACUUUUGUUCAGUAAUGCCUUUAAGUAUUAAUAUGUACUCUGGCUGAAAAGUUCACAGAUGUGUCAGCUAUGAUUUUAAUUUAUUUGAAUAUGGCAAAAGAUACAAUAUAGUGCCACAGUGCUCAUGGAAAAGGGCUUUUUAAAAGAAGGUUUCUCCGUCCACUGCCAAGAACUGUAUGAUGCGUUUGAAAUUAUUAACCAUGUCUUUGCACAUCAUUUUUGCACAGGUAGCAGAAAAACAUUGGGUAUGAGCCAAAAACAGAAAAAAAGAAAACUUUUUUUUUUUUUUGGCUUUGCCUCUAGGAUUUUUAUCAGUAAGGAGAAAUGUUUAUCUAGGUAUCCUGCUAGCUUAAACUUUCAGACUAUGGAGAUUUAGUUAAAUUAACCCAGUCCAUUUUAGAAAUACUUUUGUUACUACUUUCAGAAGCUGUUACAGCAUUGUAAGCUGUAAGUUUUGUAAAAAUCAAUUUCUCUCAAGCUUCAAGAAGCCGUCGAUGACAGUAUAAGCAAAACAAGAAAGUGAAUUUCUGUAGUUUCUAAUUAUCUGCCUGUUUUCUCCUCUAUUGUAUAGGAUUAACAAAGUAAUAAGAUGAUGAUCUUUGGUAGAAAUCUUAUAGACCUGAACUGAUUUAUGCAUUCACUUAGACAAAGACGAGAAUAAACUGCUGCAAAGAUCUUCAAUAUUUGGGAGACAAAAAUCCUUGAUCCUGAAGAUUAACCUGGAUUUUUCAGCACUUCAUUUUCCAGAUUCAUACUGAAACGUAUGCUGCAUGUGUCGUUUUCCCUAGUCAUCAAGAGGAGCUGCUGGAUCUUAAGUAAUCCUUGAUUCUCUGAUAUUCUAAAAAAGCCAGUUCCUAAAGGAGCUGUUUGCAUGAAGCACUUCAGCACGCAUCUACCUUCCGUGUGAAGUAAAUCGCUGGAGCUCAAGUAUGUCGAUACUGAUAUUUUAGCCACCUUUCAGAAAGCUCUCAGCUCCAAGCCAGCCCAUUAGUUAUUAUAUAAUGAAACAGACUCUUAGGCUAAGGUUUUGCUUUAUGCAAUACUGUAGAAUUCAGAAGCCUUUAAGGGAUAGAAUAGAUAAUUGGGUUUGUCUGUUCACAUGGGAUAAUAAUCCUUUUUGGGUCAAAAUUGUAAGGAUUUGUCAUCUAAAACAAGUCCCCCAAGUCUGACAAAUAUGAUUUAUGUAUGCACAUAAACAUCAAUAAAAAUCAGAAGUGUGAAGUGCAUGAGUGCAUGUUGGGAGCGUGAAAACUGUGCCUUUGAAUUUCUUAAUUAUUAUUUUUUUUAAUUUAACCUAUUCCCUGUGAUUUCAGUAAUUUGGUAAAUAAUUUGAGUAACCUAUAUAAUUACUAUUGUCCAAAUUACUUGCAAAUUUCACAGGAAAUAUGAUGCUCCUAUUGUAAAAUGUAGGCUUGUAUUCUGAGUUCUGCUCAAAAUGUAGUUUUUUCCUGAGUUUUGCUCAGGGAAAGGACACUUCCCAAAAUGCAUCACUUUUUCCUGAUUAUUUUCUUGGUGAGUCUGUCUUCAAGUAUCGAAUGAGAUAUAAAAUGAAUAUUUUGUUACCUCCGUAGUGGUUUCAAAUGAAAUUUUAGAUCUUGAUCUGAAUGACCAUUUGAAUGUGUUUUUAAAAUGAAGCAUUUGCAUACAUUUUGUCUACUCUAUCCCCAUAGCUUGUGUUUCAACAACCUGAAACGUUGGAGAAGCCAACGUAGUUAAAAAGUCGUCUUUGGCUUUAGAAGACCUAUUAAAAGGGAAGUUAAGCAUAUCUUCCAUCAACUAUUAGGAUGAUACACUACUUCAUCUUUCUUUUUGACGGUGCCUCUGAAAUCAAUAGGUUUUUAUCUAGUGCCCACAGUCUUUGUUCUGAACAGGGAGUGAUGUCUGAAAACAGCUGGCAAUGUUGUAUGGUGCAGUGCUUUAUGGAGCCCUGGUGUGUUAGCUUUGUUUGGUGUAGCAGAAGUGGAGCACGCAUUACUUCUAACUUGAGAACAAAUCCAAUGUAAUUGUUGCAUAUUUUACCUUUGAUUGCAGUUGCAAACACCCACACCAUGUACUGACAUUUGUGCUCUGACAUGCCAUGCCCAAAAUAAAAUGUAUUAUAUUGUAUACAAGAUGAAUAAAUAACGUUGUAGCUAACUUAGAGAAGAUGUAAAUAAAAAAAAGAAAGAGUGGAACAAGGAAAACGGUCACACUCUUGUGUGUUAUAUGCCAGAAGUGUAGAAUAAUCCUUUAAAAAUGUAACACACUAAUGUAUUUUGUACAGCAUCUGCUUUAAAAGGUGCCUUAUUGAGUUUACCAUGAAUUGCUUGUUCUGUACACAGAUUAUGUCCAAUGUAUCAUUUUUAAGUAAAUAACCUUAUUUUAGUACA